GCACGAUAGUUACUUCCCCUUAUUUUAAUAACGCCGUUUACACCAACAUCCUCGAGAUUUUGUAAAAACGAAAAUGUCAAAAUUAAUCCACCAAAUAAAUAAAGGGUUAGCCCAUGAAAUAAUGAAAAAGAUUGACAAUUUUCUUUUUGAUUGUGAUGGAGUACUAUGGCAUGGGAGUCAAGUUAUACCAGGUGCUCCAGAGGCUGUGCAAAAAUUGAAACGUUUGGGGAAGAAAAUAUAUUAUGUCACAAAUAACAGCAGUAAAACUAGAUUGCAGAUUGUUGAAAAAUGUCAAAAACUUGGCUUCCCGGCUGAUAUGGAAAGCAUUGUUUGUACAGCGCAUGCUACAGCCCAAUAUCUCAAAAGCAUGAACUUUGAGGGUAAAGUGUAUUUGGUAGGGAACUCUAGCAUGGCAGCUGAGAUGGAUGCACUUGGAAUAAAAUAUGUCGGUCUUGGAGCGGAUCAUGUUUCAGAUGAUCAUGGAGGUCUUGAUGACAUUGUUAAAUUUCAAUCUGAUUGGAAACCUGAUCCAGAGGUAAACUGUGUUGUCGUUGGUUUCGAUCCUCAUCACAGUUACAUGAAGAUGUUGAAAGCAGCAACUUACGCUAAAAAUAGAAAUAAUCUAUUUUUAGCAACAAAUGAAGAUCCGUUUCUGCCAACAAAAGGGGAAGUCUGUGUACCUGGUAUGUUUAUGUCCUUAGGAAUACAAUAAUAAUAGCUAGUGUAA
Molecule: messenger RNA, 727 nt
Organism: Ruditapes philippinarum (Manila clam)
Lineage: Eukaryota; Metazoa; Mollusca; Bivalvia; Venerida; Veneridae
Product: glycerol-3-phosphate phosphatase-like
Exons: 6
Coding region: 74-712 (212 amino acids)
Cellular component (GO): cytoplasm
Molecular function (GO): phosphatase activity
Source: RefSeq, a predicted model, not a curated record